GUUUAUGCAGCAAACCUUGGUGUCACGGUUCAAUACGCCACAUUCGCGGGCGACGCUAACGUUAACAUUUGGGCCCGCAGACUGGUGUGGUUUAAUUAGAAUUGCUGUUGGACAUUUUGUGCGAGAAUCGAUUGGCACGGCACGUCGUGGUACAAUGCAACCCGCGUACCGGAACUCAGGUUUGCCCUGACGACGACGUUUCCGACCGAGAAUACAGCGCAUGUCAAUGGUGCGACGCAGUUAGCUGCACAUUGAACACUCUCUAACGGCUGCACGUGUUCCGUUCGUUGUUACGCAAAUACCCCGUCGCCUGCUACUACUGCCGCUGUCAUGGUACUCUAAGCCUAAAAGGAAAACCGAUACAAUUAUAUUUGCAGUCCAAGCAUUGAUCGUUCGUCACCGCGGCAUCGAAUUUCCCACAGCUUUUUGGAUUUGUCCUUUAAGUUGUUCGAUCACUGCUUCAAUCAGUUGAUCGGCGUGCGGUGCUGGUGCGAGCGAACAUAUCGGGCGGCAGCGCAUGCACCCAUAUUUCCUUAUCAGUAACUCCAAUCCUUAAUUAAAGUAGUACGGUGCUCUUAUACGCGAAUCAUUCCACGGUUAUCUUUGGGAUUACCAAUUCGCCGCUGUCCAACUGCUGCCGUAUAAUAUGUGGGAUUGGGUUACUUUCGGGGUUUGCGUUGCCGCCGUAGUUCCAUCUGUGUUACUGCUCGCCAUCUUCCUGCGCUGUAUACUGAAAAACAGUGACCGUCGCUGUUUUAAGGGUUCAUCGGAAGAUUGUGAAAUUCUUAUUAGCACCACGACAAGACCACGACCGACUCGCAUAAUAGAACUGCUGCAUGAAACUACCCAUCGUCAAGUGGUUGGAGCCGGUUCACCAAUGAUGUCUUCCGAUCCUCCACCCGAUUAUCACUCCUCAUUGCCACCCACCGUAGACGAACAAAGUGGAAGCGAUUCCGUUGAUCUGAUUUCGCUUUUACCUCCCGUCUAUGGCAGUAUGACGAAUUUGCCGACACCCUUACCGCCUUACGGCAGCAUACCGAACAUCUCCUCCAGCAUUCCUUUUAAUAUUAAUACAAUUAUUACAUCGCUGGAUUUAUUACCGGAAUUUGCGACAUUUCCACCGCCACCGACAUACGACGAGACAAUUCGCAUUCCUGUUGCGUGAACGUUCAUUCAGCUCAGCGCUUGUGAUAUCGGCUGGACAUCGAUCGAGCAUUGGUCGAGUUGAUCAUCAACCAUUUUCGCGAGGAAACGAUGGUUAUGAUCGAUUUCUGAUAAUAAUUUAACUGCGAUAGAAAAAUUUUAAUUUGGUGAAAAAUUGAAAUGCAUGGCAGACUUGUUCCGGUUGUCAUUCCUCUCGUUUCAUUGCAUUUCUUUAUAAAAGCUAGAUACUUGUGAAAUGAUUUCGAUUCCACGGCAAGCACAAUCACCUCGUUGUUUAAAAAUUUUGUUUCGUGUGCGCACUAUAGCAUUGGUCUGUUUCUGCUAACUGAUCAUGAAAAUUAUAUAAUCGGCCGAUAUUCUCACUGUAUCUUUGUUAGGACGAUUUCUGAUUGAACAGUGUCCUUGACGUCACAAAGGCAAAUAAAAAA
Paramacrobiotus metropolitanus is the source of this 1592-nucleotide messenger RNA. RefSeq lists its product as uncharacterized. The transcript has 2 exons. The coding region runs from base 647 to 1165 and encodes 172 amino acids. The record is from RefSeq and is a predicted model, not a curated record. Lineage: Eukaryota; Metazoa; Tardigrada; Eutardigrada; Parachela; Macrobiotidae.